Bicyclus anynana (squinting bush brown) is the source of this 3660-nucleotide messenger RNA. RefSeq lists its product as uncharacterized. The transcript is spliced from 3 exons. Gene Ontology annotation, molecular function: protein binding. The record is from RefSeq and is a predicted model, not a curated record. Bases 257 to 2563 code for a protein of 768 amino acids. NCBI's taxonomy places the organism in Eukaryota, Metazoa, Arthropoda, Insecta, Lepidoptera, Nymphalidae.
ACCCGGGGUCCACGAUUGCACCCCAAACACGAAUGGUUUCGCAAAGCAUGCUGUACGAUGUGAAAGUGAUUUAAAGUGCAAGUGAUUGUGUGUGAAAGUGAACUGGAUCCUAGCAUGCCUUGCACCGUAUGCACGAGUUGUUUCUGAGUGGCUUCUACGAACGCGUUGCCUUCCUCAAAGUCUCGCUGGAAAUAUAGGAUUUGAGUUUUAAAUAAUGCUCACCAAGUUCGUCAACGCCCGAGUGCCUUGAGGCAACAUGAAAGUCAAGCGGUGUCUAGACGCGAGGCUAAUAGCCUUGUGUACGACGUGCAUCUUGCUCCCCGCCAUCGCCUGCCCCACCCAGUGCAUAUGCAAAUGGAAGAACGGCAAGCGAUACGUCGAAUGCACCGACAGAGAGCUAAAGGCGAUCCCUGACUCGCUAGACUCCGAGACUCAAGUCCUAGACUUCACCGGCAACGAUCUGCAAGUUCUGCAAAAGGAAACGUUCCACAAACUCGGACUGUUGGACUUGCAGAAAAUUUAUCUGCAGAGAUGUCGCUUGCAGAAAAUCGAUAACCAUGCCUUCAGGGGGCUCGCCAACCUAGUCGAGUUGGAUCUCUCCAAUAAUUACAUUACCGUCGUCCCGUCGAGCAAUUUCGUGUUCUUCCCGUCUCUAAUGCGACUGUCGCUGAACAACAAUCCCAUAACGAGUAUAAAGAUGCAUUGCUUCCAACAUCUAUCCUACCUCAACACUCUGGAGCUGAGCAAUUGUAAGAUAGAGAACGUCGAGCCGGAAGCGUUCUCCGGUUUGAAACAUUUGGAAUGGCUCCGAUUGAACGGCAAUAGAUUGGCGAGCGUGCAAGGCGACAACUUGUUCCCUGACACGUUGCGGGGGAUCGAUCUCCAGAACAACAAUUGGAAUUGCGAUUGUAAUUUGAGAGAUUUACACAACUGGCUGUCAAAUUUCAAUAUGCCGCACGCGGUCGAGCCGAUUUGCUCGCUACCUGAGCGUUUGAAAAAACGUACGAUCACGAGCGUAAAUGAAUUCGAUUUAGCGUGCCUGCCGAAACUGACCCCUACCACCGUAUACCUAGAGACGAACGUCGGGAACAACGUGACCCUGGAGUGUAUCGUGAAGGCCGUGCCCGAGGCCAAGUUACAGUGGUUCUAUCAGGGACAACUUAUUCGGAAUUAUUCAACGUCCGCCGCGGAGCCUCAUCACGUAUUUCACGUCGAGAGCGGUGUUAUAGACAAGAAGAGUGAGUUAUAUAUUUUCAAUAUCGGGAACGAUGAUAACGGUACUUACGCGUGUAUCGCCGAGAAUUCCGCGGGGAAGGUGCGCGCUAACUACACGAUCAAGAUAUUAGUGAAGGAGGAGCCCGUCGUCAUCGUAGUCACGUUCCCUCAUAGACACUUAGUGGUGAUAAUAACGAUAGUAUUCCUAAUUAUAGUGUUACUGAUAGCAAUAAUAGCGGUCGUAUUAUUAAAAUUUAAAACGGACACGAGGAGUAGAAAGAAAAAGGAGAGCGGAAAAGAUGUCGCACUAUGCAAUCAAAUUUUACCGUCUAGUAGAAACAACGGCUCUCUGCCCAAGAACAAUGGAAGCGUCAUAGUAAACGCACACUCACACCACGCGCUACAUUACACCGUGCAAACGAAUCGAGAGUACGAGCCGAGCGAUGCUUACCAAAGCAAUAAUAUGAAAGGCUUCGUCGACAGGAAUCCCGACCUAAUUAGCGAUGCGGAAACCGUCGCUAACAAUGCACAAAAUGAAAACACAGCACUUUCGGUUUACAAAACGCAAACCGCCGCCGACACUUUCGAAGAAGAGACCACGUUCACUGCUCAGUCGAUGCCGCGUCAAGUCACGUGGCAGGACCAGCAGACCCUGGCCAGCAUGCCCAUGAGCAUGCCUCCUAACGCUAUGUACCAACACUCGGCGGACGUCCAUCUCAACCCUGGCUGUUUCCUAGACAGCGAAGGCUACCCUUACGACUACGGCCUCCCUAAACACCCGUGUCGACCGCCAAUUAUGUCAAACUAUUCAGUAAUCGGGCCGUUUUACCAAACUCUUCCCCACAAUAGGCCGAAGGGACAAAAGUUAGUCUGCAAAUUCGCAAAAGACAACGAGUUUAACGCGGCGCCGCCUACGUGUCCCAAUUUCGAGGUAUUCAACGGUACUAAUGUGCGCCGCACUCUGGAGGGUUAUCCGGUCCCUCGGAACCGUCCGAUCGCAUUCGUCGGAAAUGGAACGGUGUAUUAUAACGAGGAAUUCGUACCUUCGCCGCCGGAGGGUUACAAGACCGAGCCGGUGCAGUGUUGUGCUUCGACCGAAACGUGUUCAAACUGGAACGCCAAAGGGACCUGUGCCGUGAUGGUCCCGAUGGUGCCGGAAGGACCGGGGCGGUGUUACCAGGUGGAGACCAGGUGCGUCGACACGCAGACGUCGGACGCGCGGAUGCCUGGCGAGGGGUCCGAGGGCGGGCUGAAGCCGCUGCCACAAGUAUCGAACGCCAAAUGUGCGUCGGAUAUCUGUUCAGAAAGCCCCGACGAGGGGUACGUGGGGGACGCGAACGACAUCUGACGACGUCGUCGGAACGAUAACGCGUAAACAGGGCAAUUUAGACGCUACUAAAGUGAUAAAGCGACUGAAUAUGAGAAUAGUAUUGUAUAUAAUAUGCUUACCGAGUAUACACGGACGGAACAUUUCUGUGUAUCGUGCACAAUCAUUGAGAAUCAAAUUCUGUACAUCAUAACGUUUUAUACGUACUCAUUUCUAUUAUAUAUAUUUUUAUAGGCGAAUAAAUUGUAAGCUUAGACAAUCCUCUCUGAUCCCUUGUCAUGUUAAUGUUGUUUUGUGAACAACUGUACCCAUCCUCUGAUAUAAUAUUUAGAUUUUUUAUACAAAUACAUUUUUAGAAAUAAAAACAGAGUCCUUUAUGUAAAACUACUUGCAUUCACAUUUUGAAGAAGAUUGAAAUUAUAAGCAUUUCAUACUGCUAACUAGACAGAGAGCAUUUUAAUAUUUACAAGGAUCUACUAAAUCUAUAGUCAUUUCAUAUAAAAUUUCUAUUUCGAGAAAGGCACAAAACUGCCCUCUCCAAAUUAAAAUUCUUAAACUUCUCUUAUAAAUUUGUUUUAUAGUAAAAAAUAAUAUUUUACAAAUAAAAGAAAUUGUUAUUAUUUUUAGUAAAUAAUUUUAUAGUAAUGCUAGUCACGAUACCAAAUUUUUGACUAAUAGUUUACAAUAUUUUUCAUUUUAUAAUUUUGUAAUAAAGAGCUUUUUAAACGAACAGUAAUUAUAAUGUGCCAAUAUAAAUGCUCAGUUUAAUCCUUUACUGUUUACAAUUUGUUUAUAUAGCAGUAAAAUGUUUCAGGUGAUUUUUUUUUUUAAUUUUAAGAGCUUAGAACCAGUAAGAACUGUAUCGGACGGAGCUUCUGAGACGGCAAAGCUACAUUGAAUUAAUGUUGGUCCUAACAUAAUGCAACGAUGUGGUGUAAGAUGUAUCCAAAUAUAGUCACUUAUAUUCGCUAAACAAAGAAAACAUUUAAUAAACUUGUAAACUCUAAACAUGCUAGUUGUAAUACUACGAACUUCCUAACUCUAUUUUCGUAACCUGAACUAAGAUUUGAAGUCCUGAAAGGACUCCAAGCUGAAAGUCCUUUAAAGAAUGAUCAGCA